Messenger RNA from Chara braunii, 875 nucleotides. The record is from the annotation of a GenBank genome assembly. NCBI's taxonomy places the organism in Eukaryota, Viridiplantae, Streptophyta, Charophyceae, Charales, Characeae.
GGAUAAGAAGUCCAGGGAAACGGUGGCCUAUCAGGCUUGGAUGCUGGCUUUGAUUACCGAAGCCAAGAAACGGGCGGAUGUAGCAGCCGCAAAGAAGAAGAAGGCAGAGGAUGCCGAGAAGGCACGUCUGUUGGCAAUCGAACAGCAGCGCCAGCAAGACGAGGCAACAACAAAGACUGCCGAUGAAGAACGUAAUCAACGACGCAAGAAGAUAUUCAAUGGAGAGUGGCGAGCCAAGACCGAGAAUGGUAAGAUGGAAGAGAGUGAAAACAAAAUCGCUCUAUACCUCUCUCGUUUCACAGAUCUCCUUGCAACUUGCAUUGCACAGCUGGAGGACAUCCACAGCCUCGACGACGCGGUUCAGACACACAAACGGGCGUUUGAUCAAUUCAAUAGCCGCCUCCAGCAGCUUCAGCAACGACCCGUCACCGCCCUCGAUGCGAAAUCCUCCAACACCUCUGAUCGCCUCAAUGCAUUGGCGAUCGACGUCGGAGCCCUCAAGGACAACGCGCAACUACAGCAAACCGCCACGCAACAACUGGAGCAGCGGAUCUGUGUAGCUGCCGCCAACACGAGUUCGGCACUGCGCAAGACGACUCCAAAGUUCGAUGGUCCAAAGAUCUUCUGCAAUUCGACGAAGAAGGACCCGAUUCCGUGGUUCCGCAAGUUUGAACUCAAGUUGCAGCUACAUCACGUCAGCGAGGACAAGAAAGACGCGUACUUGUACUCCCGAUCGGGGGGCGCUUGCCAAGCAUGGUUGGACAAUCUCUUGUCAAAGUACGGGGUGGUGGCUGCCGACUUGUACACCAAGAUCAGCUAGGAUGAUCUAAAGGUGGCGUGGCAUAAGCGGUUCCAAGUAGAGCUGCCGGAGAUCA